Messenger RNA from Impatiens glandulifera, 1488 nucleotides. RefSeq lists its product as uncharacterized. The record is from RefSeq and is a predicted model, not a curated record. The transcript has 9 exons. Gene Ontology annotation, molecular function: nucleic acid binding; RNA-DNA hybrid ribonuclease activity. The coding region runs from base 259 to 1284 and encodes 341 amino acids. Lineage: Eukaryota; Viridiplantae; Streptophyta; Magnoliopsida; Ericales; Balsaminaceae.
CAAAAUUCAUCAUCGAUGAGGAUACCGCCGUCGCCGCCGCAAAAUCGAAUGGGAAGCAGGGCAGCACUCUGCCUCACGCUCAUGUCGAUUCCUUCCGGCAGCCCCAACAAAACCACUUCUAUCUUAACCUAAUCCAGUAGGAAUUCGCUAUAGAGGGAAUGCCCUAAUUAAGGACACCAAUCUCAGGAACAUAACCAGACUGACUUCACCGGUCAGACAUCAGCACGAAUUGAAGAUUUCGCCCAAAUCCCUUUAAAAAUGAAUUCAAUUUUCCAGGCUUUUUCCUCACAAAUACUUUCACGGGCAGGCCACGGCAUUGCUAAAAGUUCGAUUCUUCAUCUUUCUUUUCCUUCAUGGAAAAGAAACUUUGGGCGUAUUGGAAUUAGAGCUGGAAAUGUUGAGUUCCCAUUCACCACCUUUCGUGUUCAAUAUUACUCCUGCAAAAGAAAAGAGAAAAAGUCUCCUUCAGUGAAAUUAGUUCUUUCAUCAUCCGCCGUUGAAAAGGAAGAAGAAGAAGAGAAGGAUUCCUUCUUUGUUGUGAGGAAAGGUGAUAUUAUUGGUGUAUACAAAAAUUUCAAUGAUAUUCAACCUCAAAUAGGAUCUUCGGUAAUUGAUCCUCCUGUGAGUGUAUUCAAAGGAGUUAGUAUGUCCAAGGAAGCUGAGGAAUACCUUCUCUCUCGCGGGCUUAGGAAUGCUCUUUACUCUAUCAAUGCAGCCGACUUCAAAGAUGAUAUUCUUGGUCCUCUUCUACCUUGCACUAUACAGGAUCCAAGUCCAACCAAAGUUGAUGAAACAAUAACUAACAUCACAUCGACAGAAAUGAUGCUUGAAGUACCAAAAGAAGCUGCUGUUCAGACGUCAUCAUGCAUUCUUCAUUUUGAUGGUGCUUCAAAAGGAAAUCCAGGACCUGCUGGUGCAGGAGCUAUUCUACGUAAUGCUGAUGGAAGUUUGAUUUGUCGGGUACGGGAAGGUUUGGGCACUGUGACGAACAAUGUUGCGGAGUAUAGAGCAGUAAUAUUGGGAAUGAAAUGUGCCCUUAAGAAUGGAUAUACAAAUAUUAAGAUUUUAGGCGACUCAAAGCUUGUCUGCAUGCAGCUGGAGCAAAGAUGGAAGGUUAGAAACAAGAACAUAUCAAUUUUGUAUAGUGAAGCAAAGAAGUUGAAGGAUGAGUUCUCGUCUUUCGAGAUCAGCCAUAUCCUAAGGAGCUUUAAUGGAGAUGCUGAUGCGGAAGCAAACUUGGGUGUUGGUCUUGCUGAUGGCGAAAUUCAAGAAGCAGUUGGCUAGCAAAGAUUUCGUGUAGAUUCAUUCCCCGUUUUUGUGAUUGGGCGAUGAAGCAUCACAUACAUUUUGUCCACCUGAGUUAUUGAGUUCAGAUGGCAUUGAAUUACAAUAGAAGGUGAUCUUAACAGGUUGAAGAAGGAAAUUGGUUGGGUCUCAAUUACACAAUCACAAUUUAAUGAAAAAUUUGUCAUUUAAAUGUUUUAUUUG